GUGUUUGCCCAGAAUUUGGACGGACUGUUGUGUUUUUCCCAUCUCAGGAUUUGGGAAAGAAAUUUUAGGGCUACCAGAGAACUACAGAAAAAACUAACGGAGGGUUUUGAUUUGCCUCUCAGUAGGGAGGUUUGAAUUAUCUUCAAUCAAUCACCCAUAACCCCCACCACUACCGUAGUCGUCGUCGUCGUCGUCUUACUGUGUCCAUUUUUGUGUGGAUAUACGUAUUUAUACUGAUAAAUCUCAAUUCAUCCCUUUCUGGAUCUCAUCACGGGGCCCGAGUUUGGAUCACCCAUCUCACAAGAGGUACAUCUCUCUGUCUCGGUCUCUGUCUCUCUCUCUCUCUCUCUCUCUCACACACACACACACACACACGAGUUUCUGUUCAUGUUAAUGUGUAUAACAAGGCGGUGUGGUUUUACCCAAAUUAGUACCUGACGCGAUAAACAAAAUCCAAGUUGGCUACUCAAAUCUGAACCCAACUUAGUUGACUCUCAUUUUUGCUGAACUCUAUUUAUGUGUCUCUCAUCCUCAUUUACCUCAUUUUAGGUUUAUAUAUUGGUUGGUUAUGUGUUAUAAGAAUAGCCAUUCGGAAAAUCUGGCUAUUAGGAGAGAAUGGAAUGGUGGGUGGCAUUUGAAUAGCAAGAAAAAGCUGUUUGCGUAGUCGAGCAUGGAGAAUCAUUCUUUAUCUGUAGUACCCGAUUCGACUCUUGCUUUGGCAGAUUAUUCUUUGGUAAUUGGGCAAGAAUUCCCGGAUGUUGAAACUUGUAGAAGAGCCCUCAAAGAUAUUGCAAUAGCUUUGCAUUUUGACCUUAGAAUUGUGAAAUCUGAUCGUAGCCGGUUUAUAGCCAAAUGCUCAAAAGAGGGUUGUCCUUGGCGUGUCCACGUGGCAAAAUGUCCAGGAGUUACUACAUUUUCAGUUAGAACCCUUCAUGGAGAGCAUACUUGUGAAGGGGUUCGGAAUUUGCAUCAUCAGCAGGCAUCCGUAGGGUGGGUUGCAAGGUCUGUUGAAGCACGUGUUCGGGAUAAUCCACAGUAUAAACCAAAGGAAAUUCUGCAAGAUAUUCGGGAUCAGCAUGGAGUUGCUGUGUCUUAUAUGCAAGCAUGGCGUGGGAAGGAGCGCAGCAUGGCUGCAUUACACGGAACUUUUGAAGAAGGGUACCGUCUCCUUCCCGCAUAUUGUGAACAGAUACGAAAAACUAAUCCAGGGAGCAUAGCAUCGGUUUUUGCCACCGGACAAGAAAAUUGCUUCCAGCGCCUCUUUGUUUCAUUCCGUGCAUCAAUCUAUGGUUUUAUAAAUGCUUGUAGGCCGCUUCUGGAACUUGACAAAGCAAAUCUCAAAGGAAAAUACUUGGGGACAUUACUUUGUGCUGCAGCUGUUGAUGCUGAUGAUGCGCUGUUUCCAUUGGCAAUUGCUGUUGUUGACAUGGAAAGUGAUGAGAAUUGGAUGUGGUUCAUGUCAGAACUGCGGAAACUCCUGGGAGUUAAUACUGACAGCAUGCCUAGACUUACAAUAUUAUCUGAAAGACAAAGAGGCAUGGUGGAGGCAGUAGAGACUCAUUUUCCAAGUGCAUUUCAUGGUUUUUGUCUGCGUUAUGUUAGUGAGAAUUUUCGUGAUACAUUUAAGAACUCAAAGUUGGUGAACAUUUUUUGGAAUGCUGUUUAUGCUCUUACAGCAGUUGAAUUUGAAAGCAAGAUUGCUGAGAUGGUAGAGAUUUCACAAGAUGUCAUAACAUGGUUUCAGCAAUUUCCCCCUCAACUAUGGGCGGUAACAUAUUUUGAGGGAGUGCGGUAUGGUCAUUUCACAGUGGGGGUCACAGAACUGUUAUAUAAUUGGGCGCUAGAAUGCCAUGAGCUCCCCAUUGUGCAAAUGAUGGAGCACAUUCGACAUCAGUUGAUGUCAUGGUUUAAUGAUCGGCGUAAUAUGGGCAUGAGGUGGACGUCAAUUCUUGUACCAUCUGCUGAGAAACGGAUUUUAGAAGCAAUUGCGGAUGCUCGUUGCUAUCAAGUACUUCGUGCCAAUGAAGUUGAAUUUGAGAUUGUGUCAACUGAGCGAACAAACAUUGUGGACAUCCGGAGUCGAGAGUGUUCUUGUCGCCGCUGGCAACUCUAUGGUCUGCCAUGUGCGCAUGCUGCUGCUGCACUCAUUUCUUGUGGGCAGAAUGCCCAUCUUUUUGCUGAGCAUUGUUUCACAGUAGGUAGUUACCGUGAGACCUAUUCACAGAUGAUAUAUCCUGUCCCAGAUAAAAGCCUGUGGAAGGAACCUGGUGAAGGAGCAGAGGGCGGAGGUGCUAAAGUUGAUAUCACAAUACGCCCACCCAAAACCCGUCGGCCCCCUGGCAGGCCCAAAAAGAAGGUUCUUCGUGUAGAGAGUUUGAAGCGUCCAAAAAGAGUUGUUCAGUGUGGUCGCUGCCAUCUGUUAGGACAUUCUCAAAAAAAAUGCACAAUGCAAUUAUGAUCCUAAACUGGUUGUCAAAAAUUUGUUUCUCUUUGGUCAUCUGCAAUUUUCAUGGAAUUGAUUGUGUUUGUAAAAUUGCUGUAUGUCCUUAACAAUGCAGUUCACAAUAAGCACUUGGCUCUUUGUGGCAUAGUUUCAUAUUUUCCCAUUUGUAUAUGUUAGCGGAAAGCUGUCUUUUUUAUCCUCUGUUGCCAAUUGUGUAACUGUUUACUGUCCUCUGUUAUAUUAAACUAAGUUUUUCUGGAAUUGUUUCUCCAUUUACUGGUUUCUCAUAUCAGCAUUUGUUGGGAUUUG
Ilex paraguariensis (yerba mate) is the source of this 2752-nucleotide messenger RNA. The record is from the annotation of a GenBank genome assembly. NCBI's taxonomy places the organism in Eukaryota, Viridiplantae, Streptophyta, Magnoliopsida, Aquifoliales, Aquifoliaceae.